AUAACAUGGAAGAAAUCUAUAGUCUAUAUAUAGGCUAUGCCCCGGACUGCACCACCGCCGCCACCGCCACCUGCCCUCCCGGUACCGGUCAAUGAGAGCCAGCGACAGCUCAGUCUGAACGGCAAAUCCUCCCUCGUUUUCUCCAAUUUCUCCUCUACUUAGAUCUCCCUUUUUUCUCUAUCAUGCUCUCCUCAGUUCCAUAUGUUGGAGAAACACAGUCGUCUUAUUUUAGCAGCGCUGCCCUCCUCCUCUUCUUCCUCCUCUUCCUUCUCUGUUGCCCUCCUCUCUGCUGAGUUUUGACUCCCUCUCUUUUUACAAACACACACACACACACACACACCGGAAAAUGAAGCGUGGGUCGAGUGUGUUGCAGCCUCCCUCUGAUGCAGCCAAACGACACACACACCCCGCAAACACACACGCAAGGACACACACCAGCGAUGAUGCUUGCUCGCUGAGUGUACCCGGCACACACGCUGAACACGCAGCAGACGCACAUGCUGAAAACACGCUGGACUCACACGCCGCAGGUUCGAGUCCCUUCCCAGCAGCCACCUCUCUGUUCAGCCCUGAUGUCAGCACCAAGAUGGCGUCUGACCUCCUCAUCAGGCUGUCAGAGGCCACCCAGAAGGCCCAGAUGCAUCCUGGGAGCCGAGCAGAGGCGGAGCCCCAGAGGCGUGAGGCCUUGCCAGAGGGUCGCGGGGGUCAGCAGGAUGAGCCCGGCCUCGCUCUGUCACCGGACGGCCCCGGGGCGAGUCCUGAGCCGCCCUCCCUCACACACACACCUGAUGGCAACGCCGCCACGGACACGAUGGCUUCAGACCUGCUGAGGAAACUGGCAGAGAGUCAGGAAGUGAACAGCCAUGUCAUGAGGGUCAAAGAGGAGGAAGAGCCAAUGGAGGUCGACACACUGGUGGUCUCCGAUCUUGUCCGUGAUCGACCAGUCACUGAGGGGAUGACCCCGUCUACCCCGAACAUGGCGGGCCAUCAUCUCUUCACCAUUAAAACAGAAGACCAGGGUCUCAGUGGCAUCAAGAUGGCGGAGCAGCUGCACCCUGGAGCCAAAAUGGCGGAGCAGUGUCUCCUUGGCCUUAAAAUAGAAGAUGAAUUGUAUACUGGAGGCUGCCAGCCUGGCUCCAAGACAGCUGAUGGCGUCGUAUCUGGAUCCACAAAUUGUCAGUUUAGAGUGAAAAUAGAGGAUCGUGGCAUCUCUGGAGCUAAGAUGCCGGACCCGCUUUUAUCUGGACCCAAAAUAGAGGAGCAGCUUUUCUUUGGAGCCAAGAUGGAAGACCAGUUCACCUCUGGAGCCAAGAUGGCGGACCAGUGCCUCCGAGCAGUGCUGUGGCAGGACAUGUCAGUGAACCUGGCAUCCACACUGCUACAUCAGCUCUCAGAGAGGGUCAGUAAAUCCAACAGUCAGCUGGUGGAGAGGACAACUCCACUCAUCAGAAGCAGUCCUGUACUGAAGGUGAAUGUCAACCCACCUCGUUCCUCCCCCCUAUUGAGCGUCCAGGAACCUCCGUAUGGAACCCAAACCAGCCUCAGCAGAAAUCAGACCACAGGUUGCUGUUACUUCUACAGGUGUCAUGUAUGUGGGUUUGAGACGGAGGGGCGGGCCCUUUUCCAGAGUCACAUGACAGAACACCGCCAAUGGGAGCAAAGCUCCUUCUCGCUGCACUGCUGCGUGUGCGACCACUCGACCAAUCAGGAGGCAGAGAUGAGGGCUCACGCCGAUACGCACUUACAGGGCGACACGGGAGCCAGCGGAGAGAUGAGAUGCCCCGUCACCCCUCCCGCCGCCGCCACCAGCAGCGCUCCGGCAGUUGCCAUGGCAACCCAGCCGGAGACGAACACCUCUGAGCAUCGCUGCCGCAUCUGCCAAAGGUCGUUUCCAGGGCAACAGGAGCUGCUGGUUCACUUCCAGGGUCAUCGCCAAGGCAACCAGUACCGGUGCGACCGGUGCGGCCACCUGACGCGGACAGCCAACAAGCUGGUGGAGCACGUGCGCGUGCACACGGGGGAGCGGCCGUUCACCUGCGACCUCUGCCCUUACAGCGCCAAGAGGCGGGACAGUCUGCGUCUGCACUGCAAGGUCAAACACGCCGCGCACAUUAACGGGAACGCGGCGGCGGACGCGCCCGGCGACGUGCACACCCACCGGUCCUACGUGCACGGAGACAAUCAGCGUUCAAACAAACACGUUCAGCGGCUGCACACUCCGCCGAACGCACACACUGCUGCACCCUCCUCCUCCUCCUCCUCCUCCUCCCUUCCUCCUCUUCAUCCUCUGCUCUCUGACCGAGCGGGAUGGAGGGAUUUGUCUCCUCUCCUCCCCAUCACAACGCUCAUCUCUCUGAAACCUCGCUGUCCUUCAUCCUCCUCAUCCUCCUCCUCCUCCUCCUCCUCCUCCUCCUCCUCGUCUUCCUCCAACAAACACUCCUUUCUCGGUUAUCUUGGUCUGACAAGUUCUUUGUAAAUGCCUUUUUUCUUUUUCUCCUUCUCUCCUCCUCUCCUCCUUUUCUCCUCGUUUUUUCCCUCUCCUCCCCUUUC
This is a messenger RNA of Thunnus maccoyii (southern bluefin tuna), 2550 nucleotides long. RefSeq names its product zinc finger protein 408-like. Bases 347 to 2476 code for a protein of 709 amino acids. Gene Ontology annotation, cellular component: nucleus. Gene Ontology annotation, molecular function: DNA-binding transcription factor activity, RNA polymerase II-specific; RNA polymerase II cis-regulatory region sequence-specific DNA binding. Gene Ontology annotation, biological process: regulation of transcription by RNA polymerase II. Lineage: Eukaryota; Metazoa; Chordata; Actinopteri; Scombriformes; Scombridae. The record is from RefSeq and is a predicted model, not a curated record. The transcript is spliced from 9 exons.